Molecule: messenger RNA, 764 nt
Organism: Contarinia nasturtii (swede midge)
Lineage: Eukaryota; Metazoa; Arthropoda; Insecta; Diptera; Cecidomyiidae
Product: OCIA domain-containing protein 1-like
Exons: 4
Coding region: 162-716 (184 amino acids)
Source: RefSeq, a predicted model, not a curated record
AUAUCCUUACAUAAUUGUUGAUGAAUUCGCUGCUCGGUUGGCAUGUAUUCAAAUUGAAUUUCGUCUAUUUACCAUCGAAUUGCGUCAACAUUGUCAACAGUUCGUUCGAAUUGAAAAGUUCACUUUUUUUUUACUAAAUAAGUAAUAGAAAAAAAAAUUCAAUGGAUUAUCAAGACGAAAAAAUUGUGGCAGGAAAUUUAGGCAAAAAAUUCACUAUGGAUCGACGAAAAGAGUUAGAGCUAUUCGACGAUUGCCUUGGAGAAGCGUUAACACAAAAAGCCGUACCUGUUACAAUUGCAUUAAGUGCAGCCACUUACAUGGCCAUUAAAGAGGGAUUUUUGAAAAACAAUGGAUUGUUUGGAAUGAUGCGAAAGAAUUUGUUAUGCAUGGUCAUUGGUGUUGGUGUUAGUUUAAUUGGGAUCCGUGAAAAUUAUCAUGAUAAAUUGGCAAUAUGGUAUACUUCGCAUCACCAUCAACAAGUAAGAAAUAUGAUAUUAAGCAACUGGAAGGAGGAAAACAAAAGAAAAAAAAAUACUGUGAAAUUAUUUGAUAAACCAAACCAUUUAAAUUUAGAUUUAGAACGACCUCAUUUCGAUGGCAUCGAUUCGCCAAAAAAAGAUGACAAUCGUGCUGUUCACAUUGAAAACAUCACAUACGAAGAAUUGCAGCGCAGAAAUCGUGAAAAAUACGCUGUAAAACACAACGGUUAUUAUUAAAAGAUUUUGAUAUAUUUUGUGGUAUAUAUUUAUAUUUUAUUGUUGUAA